AUGAAAAUUAAUAUCUUUGAGAGUAAAUUAAAUAUGAAAAAAGAGGCAUCAUAUUCCCAAGACACAGGAUCUGAAGAAGACGUUGACAGUAUGAUUGUAGUGAACCCAGAAAUAAAAAACGAAGACAGCCCUGGGAACCAUUCGAUAAAGCCUUUUACAAAUGGCUACCAGUCCAGCCCACAUACAAAUCAAUCCCUUGAUGACAUUUUAGAAGAUGUUAAGCAUACGUUGAAUGAUUUGCCACCUCCGAAGUACUCGAGAAAAGAAAUUAACAAGACUUGGGAAUUCUUGAAGUCAAUUAAAAAAGAAGAUAUUUUAAGUUUCGUUAGAAUAAUUGACAGUCUUCCUAACUCAGCGAUACAUGAAAAAGUUAAAGAAAUUGAGCAAUUGGCAUUAAGGCUUGAUUUAUCUCAGGCUCAAGAAUUCGCAGCUGGGGAAGAAAUGAAUAUAAUGCAGAGAUAA
Blepharisma stoltei is the source of this 462-nucleotide messenger RNA. Lineage: Eukaryota; Ciliophora; Heterotrichea; Heterotrichida; Blepharismidae. The record is from the annotation of a GenBank genome assembly.